Molecule: messenger RNA, 2814 nt
Organism: Seriola dumerili (greater amberjack)
Lineage: Eukaryota; Metazoa; Chordata; Actinopteri; Carangiformes; Carangidae
Product: tubulin-specific chaperone cofactor E-like protein
Exons: 10
Coding region: 292-1737 (481 amino acids)
Biological process (GO): protein folding
Molecular function (GO): alpha-tubulin binding
Source: RefSeq, a predicted model, not a curated record
AAAUGACAGCUGGUUGUUUUCAUCAACAAGGGAAAUUCAAAGUAGACAUUAAAGUGUCAUGUGGUGAGCGCCUCCCAAGUCCUGCCUCUGCUGGCCUGCACAGACCAAAUCCUGACAACUGACCAAAGAGGCUCCAGCAUUUCUUCUGGGGACGUCUGUCAGCCCGAGCAGCCACUCUGGAGUAAGACAACACUCACAGAGCUGUCGAACCUGUCUUUAAUCUCCCAACAUAGACAGCCUUGUCUUGUGUACAAGUUUUGACUUUUCCGUUUUCAAUUGCACUUAAAUUGAAUGAACAAACAUGCCUCAGUGGAUCAGGCUUCUCCUGAUUUCUUUGACAGGCCAUCAUCAGCACAGAAAAAGAAGAAGACGGUGAGCAGAGACAUUGGUCAAAUCAAGGGGGACGUCUCUUCAGCUGAGGUGGAGGCUGUUCAUCGGGACGGAGCCAUGGAGCCACCGGAGUAUAAAAAUGGUCGCACCUUUGUGGAGGUGAUCAGCGAGAAGUACAGCCCAGAGAACUUCCCAUACCGCAGAGGACCCGGUAUGGGGGUGGUGGUUGUGCCCACCGUGGCUCCUCAAGGUUCCCCUAUGAAAGACCGUCUGAACCUGCCCAGUGUGCUGGUGUUGAACUGCUGUGGGAUCAGCAGGGCAGGAGACCAGGCUGAGAUCGCUGCUUUCUGUUCCCAUGUCAUGGAGCUGGACCUGUCCCAUAACAAGCUGCAGGACUGGCAUGAGAUCAGUAAAAUUGUGUCCAGCAUCCCAAACCUGGAGUUCCUGAACCUGAGCUCCAACCCUCUGGCGGGAAUGACCCUGGAGCCGCGGUGCGCCGAAGCCUUCUCCCGGGUCCGACGCCUCGUCCUCAACAACACUCAGGUGUCCUGGGACACUGUGCUGCUGCUCACUCGGGAGAUACCUGAGCUGGAGGAGUUGUUCCUGUGCCUUAAUGAGUACAGUAGUGUGAGUGCCUCCAGCGUGGCCUGCCCCACCCUGCGCCUGCUUCACAUCACCGACAACAGCCUCCAGGACUGGGCCGAAGUCCGCAAGUUUGGUCCCAUGUUCCCCAGCCUGGACACUCUGGUCAUGGCCAACAACAACUUGGCUUCCAUUCAGGACAACAAAGACAUCCUGAAACGGCUCUUCCCCAACCUCCGCAGCAUUAACCUGCAUAACUCAGGUCUAAACCGAUGGGAAGACAUCGAGAAGCUGAACUUCUUUCCCAAGUUGGAGGAGGUGCGACUGCAGGGCAUUCCCCUAUUGCAGACCUACACCAACGUGGAGCGACGCAGCCUCAUGAUAGCACAGCUUCCUGCAAUAUCACUGCUGAACGGCAGCGUUGUGUCUGAUAGUGAGAGAGAAGACGCGGAGAGGUUCUUCAUCCGUUACCACUUAGACUACCCUGAGGAGGAGCUGCCUUACAGAUAUCACAUCCUGGUAACCAAGUACGGGAAGCUGGAACCACUUGCCGAGAUUGACCUCCGACCCCGCUGCCGUGCGCAGGUGGAGGUUCACUGUGAAGAAAAAGUGGAACAGCUGAACAUCCGUUUGGACCAGACAGUAGCUGAGCUGAAGAAGCAGCUGACGACAGUGGUGCAGCUCUCCGCCAACAGCAUGAGGAUCUACUACAUCGACAAGUGUAGCGCCUUCGGUCCAGAGGAGAUGAAGUACAACACCCGGGCUCUCCACUCCUACAGCAUCCAAGACGGUGAUGAAAUACUGGUGGUACCCAAGGCCAAAUGAACAGCGGGUAUCAAACUGGCUGAUUAGAGUGACUCCUUGAUUGAUUGAUUCAUUGGAUUAUUUAUUUAUUGGUUAAAUGACAUUGCAAAAUUAUUGGAAAACGCAUAUGGAACAGCAUCCGCGGCCCAGUUGUUGGAGUGGAGAAGUUAAAAGUGAGGUGAACACCAUCAGGGAGACAGUACAGUGGACUACAGUGGGCUGCUGGGAGGCUCUGGCUGGAGAAGCAGUCAGUCUGGAGAGUAUUGUGUCUUUAUUUAUUUCAGCUUUACAUGAGGGCAUCCACCGGAGCAAAUGCACAAAUCUGUCACGGUGGAGAACAGGCCGAGAGAGCAACUCGCAGUCAGCUUGCAGCUUAAGUGGAGGGGAGGGUGCUGCUAUUACCAGCAAAGCUUUGCUGCAGAUCUAUCUCUUAGUACACGGCAUGUACCAUAGCACCUGCAUAGGCAAGCAUCCAACACCACUGGCUUGCCCACUUAUUGCAAAGGCUACCCCGAUUAGUGGUGAAGCAGUGCUGCUGGACGGAGAGGGACUGCUGUUCUCAUCUGCACUUUUACUGUAGGCAGAAUAUCAGGAAGAGCAGUGUCUGUUAAAGGAAACAUCCGGCCUAAAAUACUGCUAAAUGUAGAAGCUGGGGGGGGAACUAGCAGUUUUUGAGCCUAUUUUGUUGUGAGUUGGUGUUUUCCAAGUAUUUCUGUGGAUAAUUGGCAACAUUAGAAGAUGAUACGUCACAUUUAAAGUGUUUGGCACAAGGAGAAAGGGAUUCUUUCUGUACACAACAUCUCUUUUAAAUCCUAAUAGCAGUGGUUCUCAAACGUUUCCCCCCUUCAGAGGCUAAACCAUUUUUAUCAAUCAUUAACGAUCACCUCUUUUAGACAGAGAUCCUGGUAUAUUGUCGUUAAGAACUCCCCUCGUUACACAGACUUUGCUUGUUUACACUGAAUCAAAGAAAGCCGACAUAAGCCCCUGUGUGUGAUUUUAAAUAACAUGUCGGUGUUCUUAAAAUCAGAAAUCGGAGACGUGACGUGUAACACAGCGGCGUCAGCUCUCCCUUCUACACAGACGUCAGUUCAGCUCCGU